Molecule: messenger RNA, 5295 nt
Organism: Caenorhabditis briggsae
Lineage: Eukaryota; Metazoa; Nematoda; Chromadorea; Rhabditida; Rhabditidae
Exons: 7
Coding region: 1-5295 (1764 amino acids)
Biological process (GO): DNA-templated transcription
Cellular component (GO): RNA polymerase I complex
Molecular function (GO): DNA-directed RNA polymerase activity; DNA binding
Source: RefSeq, a predicted model, not a curated record
AUGGACUUCUUCGUCAAAAAUGGCGAGGAGCCAUAUAUGCAGUUUUCGAACUUCAAACUUCGGAACUAUUUUCCUCAUGAAAUCGACAAGCUGAGUGUUCUGAAAGUCAUACAAACUAAGACUUUCGACGAGGUUGGCCAUCCGAUUGAAGGAGGUUUGUAUGAUCCUGUUCUUGGUCCUGAUAACAUCCGCGACAACUGCAGGACAUGCAACCAAUAUGAAAGACAUUGUCCAGGACAUAUGGGACAUAUUCAACUUGCUGUACCGGUUUUUAAUCCACUUCUUUUUCAAUUCACAUACAAUGUGAGUUUUAUGAAAGUAAUUUCUAAAAGCUAUAUUUCUAUUUUACAGCUCCUGAAAGGUUCUUGUGUCCACUGCCAUCGUUUGACAUGUAAAGGAGAUGGAGUCAACGCUCGCAUGCUUCUCGCUCAGCUGCGAUGCUUCGAACUUGGUGUCGAGCAUGUUGCUUUCGAUCUCGAAGCUAUUCUCCGUGACAAAAUCACUAAUGCUGACUUGCUCGAUGAUGAUGAUUCAAAAGCAUUCAAUGAUGUAGACACUUGCAUUGUUCAGUUGGCCAAUAAACCACUAUCCGAACUUACCCAGUUCAAGGCAAUGCCAACGAAAAAUAGUGUGCAAUUGAAGAAAGACCUUAUCACCGAUUUCCUUAGAGGACACUUGUUCAAACGACUUCAAAAAUGUCCUCUUUGUAAAAAUCGCAACGGAAUCCUGAGAAACGAUGGAGCUCGAUCGAUUCUCAUUGACUUCACUGGUUCUCGCGGAAAAUCGAAGAAGGCUCUUAUCAUCGGAGACGAUGGAUAUAAUGAGGAAUCAUCCACAGACGAGGACGAGAAGAAGGAUGACAAGAAAGGAGUUGAAGCCAAUGUGAAUGUUGUUGACAUGACAGAGAACAGUCUGGAUAUUCAGAUGAAAAGUGUGAAAAAUGGAGAAUGCGACAAACUGGCAUGGAGAGGAGCAGAAGUUCGUGAGCACUUCCGAGCCUUAUUCAAAAAUGAUGGAAAACUUCUUCUGAAACUAUUCCCAAUGUUGGUUGAUGAACUGAAUGGAGAAGAUAUGAUCUGCCCGUUAGAUGGCUUGUUUCUUGAGAGAAUUUUGGUGCCACCGAAGAAGUUCCGCCCUAUUCGAAUGUUCAAAGGAGCACAAUAUGAAGAUCCACAAACGAUGAAUCUCCGUAAAGUUCUCGAAGCCACUGAAACGAUCUCAGCCAUUUCAUUGAUCAUGAAAGGUGACAAUAGUUCUGAACUCAUCCAACUGGUAAAAGAUAGAGUUCGUGGAAAGACAAUCAACGCCCAAAUGCACGAUGCUUACCUCCAAUUGCAACUCCGUGCCAACGCAAUUUUCGAUCAAGAUCUCAACAAAGGAGAUCGUGACAGCAUUGCUGGAAUCAAGCAAAUUCUUGAGAAGAAACAAGGAUUGUUCAGAAUGCACAUGAUGGGAAAGCGUGUCAACUUCGCUUGUCGUUCAGUCAUCACUCCAGAUCCAUACCUUGAUAUUGAUGAAAUCGGAAUUCCGGAUAUUUUCGCAAAGAAACUGACAUUUACGGAGCCAGUGAAUGCUUUCAAUAUUAAGGAAAUGAAAGAAUUGCUUCACAGAGGACCUCACCAGCAUCCAGGAGCCAAUUUCUUUGUCGAACCAUCUGGAAAGAAAACGAUGCUUGGAGAUAAACCCGAUGAGGUGAAACGUAGAAAACUAAUGGCAAAAACCUUGAAUGCUGCUACAACUACAAGUCUUCGUCAGACUCCGAAAGUACUGAGACAUAUGAGAAAUGGAGAUAUGAUCAUGAUGAACCGUCAACCAUCCCUUCACAAGCCUUCAAUCAUGGGCCAUCGAGCAAGAGUGCUCACCGGUCAACGUGCUCUUCGGAUGAACUACGCUCCUUGCAAAGCCUACAAUGCCGAUUUCGACGGAGAUGAAAUGAACGGACAUUUGGUACAAUCACACAUUGCUCAAACAGAAGUUCGCGAAAUUGCCAAUGUUGGAAGCAACUUCUUGGUUCCAAAAGAUGCUACACCACUCCUUGGAUUGAUUCAGGAUCAUGUCGUUUCCGGUGUUCUUCUCACUCUUCGUGAUCGAUUCCUGAACAAAGAAGACUUCAUGCACCUGGUUCUCGCUUCUUUCGCUCAAUAUUCAAAGCGAAUUGAAAUUCCGCCACCAACGAUUCUCUACCCAAAGCGGCUCUGGACUGGAAAACAAGUUGUCAGCACUAUUGUUAAAAAUUGUAUUCCAGAAGGAAAACCACUCAUCAAUCUGGACGGAAAAGCAAAAACACCACUCAGCUGUUGGAUUGUUCCUGGAUUCAAGCAGCCAGAUUUCGACAUGAGCGAAUCGCAUGUGGUGUUCAGAAAAGGAGAACUGCUUGUUGGAGUUCUCGAUAAGGCUCACUUCGGAGCAACACAAUUCGGAUUGGCUCAUUGUGCCUUCGAGCUAUACGGACAUCGUUGUGGAGUUCAACUGCUUUCGUGCUUUUCUCGUUUGUUCACAACAUAUCUGCAGGUAUGUUUUAAAAAUAAUAAUCAAAGGCUACAUAUUUAUUUUCAGUUCCAUGGAUUCACUCUCGGUGUUGCUGAUAUUUUGGUGGUGAAGGAAGCCGAUGGAAAGCGUAAAGAUGCAGUCAUGGAAUCACGAACAAUUGGAAAUCAAGUUGUCAAAACGGCUUUCGGUCUCCCAGACUCUGCUACUCCGGCUGAAAUCAAGCGAACUCUCGCUGCAACAUAUUGCAAUCCACGUGGGCAAGGAACUGAUGUGAAGAUGUUGGACUUUGGAAUGAAGCAAGGAAUCGCUAAAUACAACGACGCUAUCACUAAGGCCUGUGUUCCUACUGGUCUUCUCCGUCUCUUCCCGCAAAAUGCACUUCAGUUGAUGAUUCAAUCCGGAGCCAAGGGAUCUGCUGUCAAUGCUAUUCAGAUUUCCGGAUGUCUUGGUCAGAUUGAAUUGGAAGGUAAACGUAUGGCUGUCACUGUUGCGGGAAGAACUCUCCCAUCUUUCCGAUGCUUUGAUCCAUCUCCAAGAGCUGGUGGAUAUAUCGAUCAGCGUUUCUUGACUGGAAUGAACCCACAAGAACUCUUCUUCCACACAAUGGCCGGACGUGAAGGACUUAUUGAUACUGCUGUGAAAACUUCGCGCUCCGGAUAUCUCCAGCGUUGUAUUAUCAAACAUCUUGAAGGAAUCCGAGUUCAUUAUGACUCCACUGUUAGAGAUCACGAUGGAUCCGUAAUUCAAUUCAGAUAUGGAGAAGAUGGAAUGGACACUACCAAAGUUACUUUCCUGAACAAGAAGACUAUGCCGUUCCUUGAAGACAAUUUGGAAGCUGUCACUCUUGCUUCAAAACCAGAAGGUGUCAAUGAUAACGAGUUUGGAAUCAACGACACUGAAAAACGGUACAGAAAGAUCAUGAAGUGGAAGAAGAAGGCACCAAAAACUGGAAAGAAGUCAUAUUUCUCUGCAUUCACGAACUUUUCGGCUGAACACGCAGGACUCGACAAGAAACGAAUUUUGGCGAUGUGGUUCGAGCUUUCGCUGGAAGAACGAGCUGCAUACGAGAAGGGAAUUCCGAAGAAGUGUCCAGAAGCCGUCGAUGAACGUUAUAAUCCUUCAUGCAAACUUGGAGCGCUUCCCGAAAAGAUGUUGGAUGAAAUCGAAGGAUUCUGUACGAAAUCUAAAGAAGAACCUAAUGAUAUUCUGAAAAGAACAUUGUUCUGGAAAGGAAUGCGAUCACUUGCUGAUCCUGGAGAAAAUGUUGGUCUCCUCGCUGCUCAAUCCAUUGGAGAACCGUCAACUCAGAUGACAUUGAACACUUUCCAUUUCGCCGGUAGAGGAGAAAUGAACGUCACUCUUGGAAUCCCACGUCUUCGAGAAAUUCUAAUGACAGCUUCGAAGAGCAUUGCAACUCCAAGUGCUUCAAUUGCUGUCAUCGCUGGAACUCCUCGGGAAAGAAUCGAUACAAUCAAACGAGAGUUAGAUCGUGUUUAUUUGAAGCAGUUACUUAAGAAUUUUUCAAUGGAAGAGAAAAUCACACUUACUCAAAAUCAAUCUACGCGUCGUUAUCAUCUUCGAAUUGAAAUUCUUGCUGCUGAGAAGCGCGAGCAAGGCGCACGGCAUCUGAAGCGUUCCAAAAUUAUGGACGAAAUCGAGAAAAGAUUCAUCCUUCGUGUUUCUCAUGCAAUCAAGAAGAAGUAUCUGGAUAUCACCGAUUAUCAACAAAUGUCCCAUCGUACAAUGCGCCAAGGAAACAUUGCCGCUGGAAUUGAUACUCAACGAGGAAAAUCCAGAGGAUUACAAGGACCAGACAACGGAGACUCGUCGGACGAAGAAGCUGAAGGAGGUAGAGAAGCUGACGCUGCUGAGGCACGUCUUCAUCAAAGACAUCGUGACGAGGCAGCAGAUUAUGAAGGAGAAGAUGAGGAACGUGUAGAAGUUCGUGAGCGUGAUGAUGAGCCAAUGGAUUCGGAUACAGAAGAUGUGAAGAAUGAAGAAGACGAUGAGAACAAGAAUGAUAAAAAAGAUCCUAUGGUCAACUCAUCAAGAAUUCAAGCCGUUCAGAGACUAUCUGAUAAUAUCUCUAGCUACACGUACGAUGUAAAAUCUAACAAGUGGUGUGAAGUUGUCUUCGAGCUCCCAUUGAGGAACAAGACCAAGAUGGAUGUAUCUUCCAUUGUGGAAAGGUUUGUUUCCGCAUGCUUUUCAUUAAAGAUAGAAGUUGAUCAGUUCAUUGUUCAUCAAACGCCUGGAAUUGAGCGAUGCGUUGAGACCACAGAACAGAAGAAUGGAAAAGAGACGAUCAUUCUUCAAACUCAAGGAGUCAACCUUGCUGCUUUCUUUAAACAUGCAGAUGUCCUUGAUGUCAAUUCAGUGUACUCUAACGAUCUGAACCUGAUUCUCGAGAACUACGGAGUCGAGGCUUGCGCCAAGGCCAUUACUACUGAAAUGAACAAUGUGUUCGCAGUAUACGGAAUCGAGGUCUCCAAGCGACAUCUCUCACUGACGGCUGACUACAUGACGUUCACCGGACAAAUUCAACCAUUCAAUCGUGGAGCCAUGUCGUCCAGCUCCUCGCCGCUUCAGAAGAUGACAUUCGAAACGACGAUGGCCUUCCUUCGUGAAGCACUUCUACAAGGCGAAGAAGACAACGUCAACUCUCCAUCGGCUCGUAUCGUGAUGGGUGCAUUGCCACGUGGAGGAACUGGAUCAUUCGACCUGAUUCUCGACACAAAAAUGCAAUCGGAACGUGAAGAGGACGAGGCUGCACGAGCUAAAAAGCGUGUGUCUAAGAAAUUUUAG